AUGGUCGAUGUUGCAAGUGUUCAUUGGCAAAGUGCUUGCUAUGUUGCCGUUGGCUUCGUAUUGUUUCUGGUGAAUGCGUUGGCUUUCAGCGUCAUAAUAUUCAACAAGGACCUUCGUGUCAUUUUCGCAGUGAUUUCGGCACUGUUUUUCGCCGGUGCUUUGACAGGAGUAGCGGCUGUCUUCAAGGGAGUGCAGUGGUUCAGACAAGCCAACAUGAACAUCCAAAAUGACCGCAUCAUCAACUCGUUCACUUGUCUAAAGCAUGCUUUGGCAUCAUCCAUCACUAAAACGUAUGCAAAAUACACCCUACCCAAAGAUAUGCCGUAUUGA
Anisakis simplex (herring worm) is the source of this 330-nucleotide messenger RNA. The record is from the annotation of a GenBank genome assembly. NCBI's taxonomy places the organism in Eukaryota, Metazoa, Nematoda, Chromadorea, Rhabditida, Anisakidae.